AUGGGUAGCUUUCUUUCCUCGCGAAUUGACGACGCAGACUGGAAAUCAGAUGCCCGAUAUGCGAUGGAGUCUGGAACAUUUUGUGUAAUAUGUGGCGGCCCGUUCGAUGUGGAAGGGGAUGUGUAUAAUAUCGACCCGAAGGAGAUGCGCUAUCGGUGGCUGUUCGAAUUCCGUCUCCUUGGUAGUCCUUCGCAUGUUCUUACUCAUAAGGUGACUAGCGAAGAAGCAGAACCGAUGAAUGCCUCUGAGAGUAAUGAUGUAUUCCUCUCAGAAGAAGCUUGGUUCAGCAUGACGGGUUCUGGCUACUUUCGAGUCGGUGAUGCUGCCUUUGGAGGAGACACAUGGUUUGACGCUCUCCGCGAUGUUUCGGACACUGACACCUUGCUUCCUUUGCACGAAGCGUGCAUGGACAUCAGCUGUCGUGUAAUCGAACACUGUCAUGCGAAACGAAUGCAUACCGAGCCCAUUUCAGCGCUUGCUGUUCUCAAUUGCCUCCUACAAGAACGCUUUCGUAGCAACGCCCACGCCUCCUUCGAGAUGAGAAACGAUCUUCUUGACCUAUGCACGGCUUCUGAAAAAUAUGGGCCUCGUAGUGUGAUGGCUUUGACCAAGUUAGAGUGGUGGGGAGGCGAAUACGAGAAAUUCUAUACUGACCCUCUCAAUGUAUCCACAAUCACAUCAUUUGCCCUCAGUGUCCUGAAAGCUUCGCCAAAUAGGAAGUUCGGUCAUGAUUACACACCACCCAUAACACGAGAGCCUCAUGGUAUUGAGCUUUUACCGACUGAGCUGUUGGACCAGGUAUGCAGUUAUCUACCAGCGACAUCAGUCAUCAAAAUGCACCGAGUAUCGAAGACGCUCGCUCUGAAGGUGUCCUUAGAUAACAGCUUUUGGCGUAAUAGCCUCCUGGACGGGAGUUUACUCCCACAUGUUUGGGAUCUUGACAGAGAACAGCUCGGCACGCCCUUCUAUGAAACCUCCAGCGAUUGGAAAAGCGUAGCGCAGCUGCUAGCUAAGAGGAGGCUUCCUAUCAGCGUACGAGACCGCAGAUUAGAUGGCUUGCCGAAUGGUCUUUGGAAUAGAUGCAGGAUCUGGAGCAUCAUGGAAGAAGCCGUCGAGCUUUAUCUCUCUCGGUCAGAUCCCAGAAGUCCAACUAAUAGCGCUGUGGACGUCUGCAAGAGCCUCGAGCCUGUUGAAGCAUGGCAAUUGGAAGAAAUGUUGGAAGAGUUUGAAUACUAA
Cucurbitaria berberidis CBS 394.84 is the source of this 1236-nucleotide messenger RNA. RefSeq lists its product as uncharacterized. The record is from RefSeq and is a predicted model, not a curated record. The transcript is spliced from 4 exons. NCBI's taxonomy places the organism in Eukaryota, Fungi, Ascomycota, Dothideomycetes, Pleosporales, Cucurbitariaceae. Gene Ontology annotation, molecular function: protein binding. Bases 1 to 1236 code for a protein of 411 amino acids.